Molecule: messenger RNA, 1401 nt
Organism: Danaus chrysippus (African queen)
Lineage: Eukaryota; Metazoa; Arthropoda; Insecta; Lepidoptera; Nymphalidae
Source: the annotation of a GenBank genome assembly
AUGCUUCUGAUGGCUACAAUGGCUUUAUACUUUAUGGCAUCAAAAAUUUUGUUUGAUAAAGUGAACGAAACUUCGAAGAUGGUCAUUCAAGGGCUGUCCUUUUGUAAUAGAAACUUCAGCUACUGUGAUCCAAAACUAACCACCCUGCCCGGACUCUACCUUGUUACAGCAGCCUUCAAAGAUAUCUACUUCCCAUGUAUUACAUACAUUCUUAGAUUCAUUAACUUGGGUGCGUCAUGUCUAAAUCUUACUCUAUUCUCGUCAAUUCUAAAAUUCAUCUAUGGCAACCAGAAUGAUAAUCAAUGUAAAGUUAUAUUCCAAGCUCUAAACUUGGCGUUGCUGCCUCCUUUGUAUUUUUUCUCCCAUGUGUAUUACACCGAGACACUGUCUUUACUAUUGCUAUUAAUGUUUUCUACUUUAUGUUUCAUUAAUAAGUCUAAAUAUCUUAUAUUCAUAUUUGGUGUGUUAAGUGUUUUAAUGAGGCAGACUAAUAUUGCUUGGAUCGCUAUGGUUUUCGGGUUCAAGGUCCUCAAUAUACUUAUAAGAAGCUCCAGAGUGUUCGGCAAUAAUUACUUAAGGAAUACUAUGUUGAGCAAACGGUCUCUCAUAGCCAGAGACAUUGAUACGUCCAAACUAAAACGUUAUUACGGCUUAACGGAUGUGUAUAUCGCAUUAAAAUAUCAUUUACCAACAUUUUUCACGAAUAGUUUCCAAUUUAUAACGACCAUGGAUUGGUUUCUUAUAGUACAGCAGCUAAUGAUUAUGAUAUUAUACGUUGUAUUUGUGUUUAUCAACGGUUCAUUCGUUGUCGGUGACAAGGAUUCUCAUACACCAACCCUUCAUUUACCCCAGAUGUUAUAUUUCUUACUUUUUUAUGGAGUUUUUGGUGUACCAUAUGUUUUAAGGAAAUUAUUGUCAACAUUAAAAUUGUUGUACCGUAAUAAGUUGCUAUUUGUGCUCAUUGCUUGUGUGUUUCUUGUUGUGGUGCAUUACAAUACAAUAGUUCAUCCGUGCAUCGUAGCUGAUAACCGUCAUUACACCUUCUACAUUUGGAACCGCUGGUACGGUAAAUAUGAUUAUGCUAAAUAUGCAACGGUUCCCUUAUAUGUGUUUCUGCUGUUCAGUCUGUAUGAUAAUUUGAAAGAUCAGAACUGUAUAACCUUUCUGUUGCCGUACUCAAUGAGUUUGUUCCUGGUUCUGUGUUUGCAGCCGCUAGUGGAAAUCAGGUAUUUCCUGACUCCGUACAUAAUAUUAAGAUUUAGGUUUGCUCAUCCAUCAUUUAAGACGGUUCUGUUCGAGUUUGUUUGGUAUGUUACAUUGAAUGUGCUAAGUUUUUACAUUUUCUUCACCAAAGAGAUAAUUUGGAGCGAUAUCAACAAUAUCCAGAGGAUUAUUUGGUGA